This is a messenger RNA of Uncinocarpus reesii 1704, 2484 nucleotides long. RefSeq lists its product as uncharacterized. The transcript is spliced from 3 exons. Lineage: Eukaryota; Fungi; Ascomycota; Eurotiomycetes; Onygenales; Onygenaceae. Gene Ontology annotation, biological process: regulation of chromosome condensation. The coding region runs from base 1 to 2484 and encodes 827 amino acids. The record is from RefSeq and is a predicted model, not a curated record.
AUGGAGUUUCCAUCGAGCCGGAAACUGAAGACGUACGGACGCGCAUCGCGGAACAUUGCAUAUAGUCCGUUGCAAAGGCCUGCUCCGGAGCGCCAUGAUCGUGUUACAUCGCCUGCCGUGAAAGAUGCCGGGGCUGCUGGGAAGAGUAGAAAUAUCAAUGGGAUAGACGUGAAGACACCGCGCCGUUUGUUUCAGUCGGAGAAAGCGGAAUCGGGGACCGUGUCGCUCGGGGCUCACACACCAGUCCGAAAAACUGACAACGAUAUCUACGACAUUCCUGAUGAUGAAACGCACAAUAUCGGAAGUGAGCGAAAGCGAAGAAAGCUAGAGACGCCCAAAUCCCGGCUGAAAUCUCAGCCCAUCGACCAUAUGGAUUUGGUGACGCGACCACGACCGCCUCAAUUACAAAGCGCCAAGGUACAGGAAGCACGAAAGAGCUCUCUGAAAACCGGGGCUCAAGGCGAUGCAAAGAGGAAUCCUCCCGUAGAAGUUGUCAUUCGGACUCCCCCUUCGGCUAAAACGAUACGGACCACCCAGUUUAAUCGUGAUCGGACGGAACAGAUGAAUGCAAACCCCCCUCGGAGCGAGUCGCGUAAACGGUCGAUACCUACACGACCGAAUAGACCUUCCCAGCGCGACUUGAACUCAAUAUCCCGUUCUGCCUCAAGCCAUGGGCAACAACCCCCGAAGCCACUCCUCUCCCGAACUCCGUCCCAGAAACUCAAAGAAAUGACUGAACAUCUGACAACUGAGUCCUACUUCAGCCUUCCCCUUAAGCGCUCCCUAUUUAGCGAAGAGCGCUCAACCGCGGGAACCCCAGCUACUCCGUCCCGUAUGCGGUUGAUAGAUGCAUUAAAUACUCGUGAUACGGAGGAAUCAGACGGCUCGAGUGAUUCAGACGCCAUUCUUAGAUCAGACCAAUUCCGUUGCUCACGAACUAAUUCGCGGGCUUCCUCAAACGAACCACUCACAGGCGCUCGACCAGCAGAUACUUACGUCAAUCCUCGUCGGCGGAAAUUGGAAACCUCGAGCGAGUUACAGCAAAAUAGCUCGAGAGUGACAUAUGCGCGUCAAAGAUCAUUUCUUACCCAAAACGAUAUGGAUGCGGGUAUGACGGGUUUGAAUGGUAUGGCAUCCAAGCCCGAAUCGCAAGGCGACCCCCUAUUGUUCGAUUUGGGUACUAGUCUAUUGCCGCCGAAGAUCGUUCCAAAUUUACAUGACGACGACGAUAAUGAGGCUGGCAAUGGCUCUGUUAGGAGUAUUUAUGAGCUUCGACGUGCUGGGGGUAAUGCCAGGUAUCAGGCUGUGAUUGAAUCCAUUUUCGAAGACCUAGAGGAUCAAUCGGCAUCUACAUCGAGGAAACGCAGCGGCUUCGUUCAGUUGUGUUCGAAGCUCUCGGACCCUGAUUUUGCACGCCGUUUUAUCAGCAAUUCCCUCGAGAAAAGACUUUCUCUGUGCACCGUGCGCGGAUCCGAUAUCAUUUGCAAAUAUCUAGUUUCCAGCCUACGAGACCUUUCCGUUCAGCUCCGCGAAAGCAAGCUAUGGCCGGAAUUAGUGCCAGGCAAGAUUUCACCGCAGAACGUGGCGCUGCGCUCAUUGGAGUUGGCGGUGCGCAAAGUUCGAGAGGCCGGUGACCGGACGGCGAGAAUCUCCAAUUCUAUUCUCGAGCAAGUCGUGGAACUCGUGUUGCAACAUUCUUUGGAGGGCGCCCAGGGCGACCUGUUUGUCCUUGAGAUGACAUUCUCCAUCCUAGAAUCAUACACUGUUGGGCUUCCCUCACUAGAUGGCGAGCAAGAGAAGAUGUUGAAGCGCCUUUCAGAAAUAGGCCUACUUUUAUCACAACUGGUAGAAAGAUCUGAUGCCGGGAGCCGGCAGAUCCAGAUACUUCAAAUCCGCCUUAUCCUGAACAUCACCAACAACAACCCAAUCUUAUGCGACGACUUUGCGACGCCGGAUUUAAUUGGUGCGCUUGCACGGCUUGUCUUAUCCAACUAUGGGACCGUCGCCGAAGAUUUGGCUGGUGACAAGAAAGAAUCGCUGUUGGAUACGGUGAUUCUUGCCCUUGGCACAUUGAUCAAUUUGACUGAAUGGAGCGGCAGAUCACGGGGGCUAUUUUUGCAGAUGACGCAUGGCUCUACAGUCUUGGUUGACAAGCUUAUGGAGCUAUUUGCUGGUGGACUGAAGACUGCCUCAGAGGCUGAUUCCGUCGCCCAAACACACUCCAACGUCGCUUUUGGGUAUCUAUCUGUUCUGCUCAGCACGCUAUGCCUUGCCGAUGAAGUCCGGGCUCAGGUACGUGGACAUCUGCGUGGGAACAAUCUCGGCAGGCUGCUUGUCGUUGUGGAGGAAUUUCUUCACUACUACCGAAAGGUCGAGGAGGAACUGAAGGAUCCUGUCUUGGAAGAGGACGCCAUGUCUGGAUUCACAACUCGGCUACAGGGAAUCGUUGACCGGAUUCGUGAAGCGGAGGGGAUGAGGCGAUGA